UAAAAGGCAACGCUAUUGUAUCCAGAAUGUAAUUCAUUUUGAAGGCGAUGCUUCAAUUACGAUGAUCAAUAUGUUGAAGUUCGUCAUUUUUGGCGUCAUUGCCGCACAGGUAUACGGUGAUGCACCUGAAGCCAUCGUGGGUGGCAACAACGCCGGAAGCGGUCAGUUUGUGUAUCAAGUCUCUCUUCAAGUAUAUAGUUUUCAUGUUUGCGGGGGUAGUCUCAUUAGUAACAGACAUGUUCUCACUGCUGCUCAUUGUGUUGAGGAUGAAAAUGAAUAUGAAUACAUGACUGUUGUGACUGGUACUAUCAGAUGGGGGUCAAACGGAGAAAGACACAAGAUCAAAUGCAUACGCUUGCAUCCAAGCUAUACUGGAAGGAGAGAAGAUGGCUGGAAGGACGAUAUCGCUGUGAUCACUUUGGAAACGCCGAUCACGGAAAACAGUCUCCAACGUCCAAUUGCUCUAGCAAGUAAGGAUUAUGGCGAUGGCAACUAUCGUGGUUUGGUAAGCGGAUGGGGAAAGACUAGUGUGGAUUCAGACCCUUCGCCGAUACUUAAAUGGAUCAUAGUGAACGUUUUGAGCCAGGCUGACUGCCUAGCCGCACACAAGCGAACACCGUAUGGUAAUGCAUUCACCAAUCGAAAACAUGUAUGCACCUUGGAGAAAAUUGGGAAAGGCGCAUGCCAAGGUGACAGCGGCGGUCCUAUUAUGGUCAACGGUGAGCUCUGUGGUGUCGUCUCGUGGGUUACGCCCUGUGCCAAGGGUAAAGCUGAUGUAUUCACUAAUGUCUAUUAUUAUUUGGAUUUUAUUAAGCAGUCACAAGACAUGUGCUGUAAUAGCGGAAUACUGAGUGUUCCACGUAUCCAGAUAGCAAUUUGUUGUGGACCUGGUUACCGAAUUACGGCCAUUGACAAAAUGAAGUUAGCAAUUUUGCUGAUUGUCGGCGUUAUCGCCAAAGUAUACGGCGAUGAACCUGAACCUAUCGUGGGUGGUAACUUGGCAUCGCCUGGACAAUUUCCAUAUCAAAUCUCCCUUCGGCAAGGCGGCAGCCAUACUUGCGGAGGAACUAUUAUUGACGCGAGAACUAUCGUCACAGCUGCUCAUUGUAUACCGGCCCAAAGUCAGUGGAGAACCAUGACUGUUGCAACUGGAACAAACAGCGCACGAGGUGGUCAAAUACACCAAAUCAAGUGCAUUCAAGUGCAUCCAGGGUUCAGCAUGAGCCACCUCAGGGACGAUAUCGCUGUGAUCACUUUGACACAACCGAUUGCCUUUAGCAAUAUACAAAGUUCAAUUCCUCUAGCGAGUAGAAAUUAUGCCGAUGGCCAAACUACUGCUAUAGUAAGCGGAUGGGGAAAGACCAGCGUAAACUCAGGCGUUUCGCCAACGCUUCAAUGGCUCCAAGUGAGGCUGUUGAGCCCUUCUGAGUGCCAAAGAGCGCAUUCAAGCACUACUGUUAAACAGAUAUGUACUUUUAACAGCCGUGGAAGAGGUGCCUGCCAAGGUGACAGCGGCGGUCCUCUCGUUUGCAACGGUCAACUUGUUGGUGUUGUUUCCUGGGGCAUUCCAUGUGCUCUGGGUCAACCUGAUGUAUUCACUCAUGUUGUCUAUUAUGCGGACUGGGUUCGGCAAUGUCAACAGAGGUGCUGAUCGUUCGAAUAAUCAUAAUCGACAGGCAAUCUAUAUUUCAGACGUUAUCCAAAAUUUUCAGUUAUAUUAUAUGAAACGCGUUGCUAAUGUCACUAAUAUUUUCUGCAGAAAUAAUAUAAAAGCAUAAAAUAAACAAUAAAAAUAUUAUUCAAAAUAAA
This is a messenger RNA of Odontomachus brunneus, 1809 nucleotides long. RefSeq lists its product as uncharacterized. Bases 62 to 1651 code for a protein of 529 amino acids. The transcript is spliced from 11 exons. The record is from RefSeq and is a predicted model, not a curated record. Gene Ontology annotation, molecular function: serine-type endopeptidase activity. Lineage: Eukaryota; Metazoa; Arthropoda; Insecta; Hymenoptera; Formicidae. Gene Ontology annotation, biological process: proteolysis.